GCUAGUAGCACUUUGAUUAUGCAAUAUGGCGGCGGAAUUUGCGGGGCAAGAAACUUCUUUUAAUGUUCCUUGGGGUGUUAUUGCAGCUAAAAUAUGGGGUCCCGAGAACGGUAAGCCUUUUCUUGGCCUUCACGGCUGGCUAGACAACGCCAACGCAUUUGACAAGCUAGUUCCGUUGCUUCCCAAGAACAUUCGCUUUAUCGCGAUGGACUUUGCUGGCCAUGGUAUGUCUUCUCAUCGUCCUCUAGGGAUUGGAUACAACAACUUUGAAUAUGUUGCUGAUGUAAAGAAGGUCGUUUUUCAGCUAGGAUGGAAACAAUUCUCGAUUAUAGGCCACAGUAUGGGGGGCUAUGUGGCAAUGCUGUAUGCUGGAUGCUUUCCUGAUGAGGUAGAGAACCUAAUUUUGAUCGAUUGCGGUGGACCGCAUCCUCGGUUUGGAAAUCGCCCCGCUGAGGUGCUAGCUACUUACGCCACCAAAAUGGCGAGCAUCAAACCAGCUAAUCCUCGCGUUUACGAAAGCGUAGAAAAAGCAGCAGUAAGACGAGAAGAAACCGAGGAUAACAAUCCAUAUUACCCUUUGUCCAAGGAAAGCGCGUUGUCGAUAACCAAGAGGGGAACCAAAGUCACCAACGAGGGUGUUAUAUUUUCCCAUGAUCCAGUCGUCAGAGGGCUUUUUCGUCCGUUUAUCUCUCCUGAGGUCUCUAUCAAGUUAAUUUUGUAUAGGAUUAAAUCAUCCAUGUUGGUCUUAGAGGGCACAACUAGUAAGAUAGAAAUAGAAGUAAGAGAAAGACCUAUUCUAUUGUGUCAAAAUGCCAAAUUUCUCAUGAAGAAAAAGGUUGAAGGUGGUCACCAUUUUCAUAUGGAUAAUCCUGAGCAAACUGCAAGAGAGAUAAAGCAAUUCUUGAUGCAGCAGGAGUCACAGAACAUUGACCUGUUCUCCAGUAAACUUUAACAGUGAAGGUCAUCUUAGGAAAAAAAUAUGGAUCAAUAUUAGUAUUGCAACAACUGUGCACCAGCCCCUACCAGACCCAACAUUAAGGCUAACUUGUCAUCAAAGGACAGUUGUUGAGUUAGGGGAGAGGUAGGUGCACAGUUGCUCAGGUACCCACAUUGAUCAGAUAUUGUAAAUGUUCGAAGUAAAUCAAGACAGGUUUAUAAAAACAGUGCAGGUCCACUGAACAGGAAAAUGUAAGAUUUUUUUUAGAUCAAAACUUUUUGGGUAUUUAAUUCAACAAUUCAAAAGCUAUUUCUCCUUCCGGAAGUUGAUUCAACUCAGCACUAAGCUCCUGACAGAGUGAACUUUUAAUAAUGGGGGGAGGGCUGGCAGGGGUCUGGUCAAUGUGUGGACUGAAUUAUAGAGAAUCAUCAUAAUUUGCUGAAUGAAACAAAAUAUGGAUAACUGAGAAAGAAAUGAGUUUGGAGGGAAGGAAACUUUAAGAUAAAGAGGAGUUGAAAGAGCCUCGGGCUUGCAAGAUGAUGCUAAGGCUUGUCGGUUUCUGUUCUCUGACAAUGUGAUUUUUACUCCAGGGGGAUGUCAUUUACUUCAAAAGCUAUACACAGAAAAACCUACAUACAUUGAUAACUCUUGUUUUUGGUGUUUAAUUUAUUGUGCUUUAUAUAAUUACGGCAGAUCCACGUCAGUAUUUGAGAAACUGUACACCUACCCCUCCCCUAAGCCUACAUUAACCCUAAGUUGUUGUCAGCUGACUGUUGUUGGGUUAGAGGAGGGGUGGGUAGUUGCCCAUAUACUGACAUUUCCCCAUUUAAGCUGUUGAUGAAAUCUCCAAAUAAUUAAGGAAUAAACAAAUGUUUACAUGGC
Messenger RNA from Pocillopora damicornis (cauliflower coral), 1819 nucleotides. RefSeq names its product serine hydrolase-like protein. Lineage: Eukaryota; Metazoa; Cnidaria; Anthozoa; Scleractinia; Pocilloporidae. Gene Ontology annotation, cellular component: membrane. The record is from RefSeq and is a predicted model, not a curated record.